Molecule: messenger RNA, 2489 nt
Organism: Dendronephthya gigantea
Lineage: Eukaryota; Metazoa; Cnidaria; Anthozoa; Malacalcyonacea; Nephtheidae
Exons: 2
Coding region: 286-2337 (683 amino acids)
Source: RefSeq, a predicted model, not a curated record
GUAUCAUUAAUUUUGUAAAUUCUCCCGGCUGUGCUGUGAUUGGAUGUUUGUGAUCAGGUGCAUGCCGGGAUUUCCCUUAUCGCGUGCAUUAUUAAUAGUCAGCAUUGGAAGUCCUUUGUAGCAGAAUCGUCGGGUCAUCCAGCUCAAAAUCACAGUUGUCAUCUUGGAAAGAUCAUAGUUUGUAUCUUGGGUUAUCUUGGUCAGAAUAUACGUGCAUGUAUAUCAGAGUUUUGAAUAGGAAUUAACGAAAGCCAGACACUGACUAAUCUUGGUUAAAAUCUCGACAUGGAACCAGGCGAAUUUUUAAAGGUCACUGUUGACUUAAAGAAAAUGUGCAAAAAAACAAACGAAAAAUACUGGAAAUCGAAAUGCGACGAAAUCGCAAAAUGCUCAUGUGCACUCCUUAACAGCUUUGGUGGCAAGUUGUGUAUCAUAAUCGAAAAUCAAGACGUGACUGAUUCUGAAGUUAGACUUGAUAACGUUUUACGCGCUCUAGAGCAACGGUUAAGAGGAUUUAUGUCAUUCUCCUGGUUCAAAAAAUUGAUAAAAUUACCAAAACUACCAAGCAAGCAAUUUAUAUAUGAGAUAAGUAGUUCUGAUAGAGUAUUUUGCAUGAAAAGUCACCUUUAUCUUCCACAACUUAAGCAAGUUGAGGAAAUUCCACCACCUGAAGCUCUGGAAAAAGUUCGGGAUAUGUCCAAUCUCCCUGGGGACGGUCGAAGCCAUCUUCCCACAGUGAAUCAGUUUAUUCUGGACAAAUCAAUACCAGUGACAGAAUCAGAUUCAAUCCAGUUUAAGUAUUUAAAAGAAGAGAAGACGAAGAAGACAAGAAUUGCAAAUCGAAUCAUUAAUAAAACCAAUAAACUUACAAUGACUAUAUCUGCGUUUGCCAACCAUGAAGGAGGUACAUUGUUGUACGGCAUAACAAAUGAUGGUAUAAUUAAAGGACAAUGGUUAACUGAAAAAGACAAGAGAGAAAUUAAUGCGAAAGUUUCAACAGUGAUUGGCAAAAUGAUUUGGCGGGAAGGCGCAAUAAAGAAGAAUGAAAAGUGGAAUAUUGAAUUUGUGCCAGUAAAAGAUGAUGAAAAUAACGAGGUAGCUUCGCUCUUUAUCAUCAGGAUUUGGGUUAAAGCAUUGCCUGGUGGAGUGUUUGUUCAGCCACCUGAGAGUUAUCAUAUUGGUUCAAAUAACAAUGUAGAGCAAAUGUCUUUUGAGGAUUGGUGUAGUAGGGCCAUAUAUAGCGUCAGACCUUUGAAACCAGUAAAUUUUCCAAAAAACGUUACACGUAUCCAGUGGAGUUCCGCAACAUCUCAAAGACACAAUAUUAGUAUUAUUUUUCAGCUUAAUGAUUUGCACAACCAUGCGAUGUAUCAGAAGUGUACUGAACUCGCAAAGUCAACCAAGAAUCAACCCAAUGUUCGAGGAACAGCAACAGAGUUGUUCGUCAUGGCCAUCGAGAGUGUUGUUGCGUAUAAACGUGGAAUGAUGAAAAAGGCUGAAGAAAUUGUCGCUGAAAUGGAACAAAAAUGGAAAGGUCCUGGAUAUAGUGAAGACCAUAACAUUACUUUGUUUCGAAUGUUGUAUGCCCGAAGUGCAAUCCAACGCGCCAAAGGUGAAUACAAAUCGAGCUAUAAUUUUGCCUUGAAAGCUCAACAAGUGGCUCUUCUUAUUCCCCCCGGUGUCCUUACUGCUUCAUUCUUCAACCAUGUAGCCAUUCUUGAAAAGGUUCUUUCACAACAACAAAACGAUGAGAAUUUCGAAAUGGAGAACUCAGCGUUAAAUCACUACAUAAAAGCUCUGCAACACGUAAAAGCCUCAGAGGUUGAAAAUGAGUUCGUUGCUAUGAUCGCUGAUCUGGAACAAAGGAUUCAUAUAUUUCGCGCCAUUACCAUUUUGGGACGUUUUGACGAAGGUACAGAUUUGCACCACGUGACGCCAGCGAAAAUUCAAGGAGCCAAAGAUGAUCUCUCUUGCUACGAAAGUCUGGUCCUUGACGGCUUUUUUCCGUCAAAGUACAGGAAGACGUACAGUCUUUUUGCUAGAUGUGAUUUGCAUUUAGCUCAGUGGUAUCAGGAACAUAUGAAUCAACGACAACCACAUUUUCAGCGUGUCGGGUUUCCUAUCCCGGAAGAAAUUCCGAAUCUUUUAAAAGAAGCGUAUGAUCUCGCUUCCCAGGCAAGAGAGUUGUCUAAAAACAGUUGUUUUGACGAGCUGUAUAAUUAUGCAAACAUUCGUCUCGGAAAAAUUACAGAAAUUAUGAUCAAGGUGAGCAUCGCAUUGUCAUUCCCAAAACGUGUAGAAAGAGGUCAAAUGAAAAAUAUGAAUGGAGAGGUUUAGUAGCGAAAAUGAUUUUAAAGAAAUUAGUAAUGUUUUUUUCUUGAUUGCUAUAUUUCUAUUGUUACAACUUGUAUGAAUUAAAAUAAUCACGAAUUAUAAAUGUAAACUGAACCUGAUAUGUAUCUAGUUUAGUCCUAUAGUCAUCAAGUUUA